Eimeria tenella is the source of this 1986-nucleotide messenger RNA. RefSeq lists its product as uncharacterized. The transcript has 4 exons. Lineage: Eukaryota; Apicomplexa; Conoidasida; Eucoccidiorida; Eimeriidae. The record is from RefSeq and is a predicted model, not a curated record. Bases 1 to 1986 code for a protein of 661 amino acids.
AUGUACAACUUCUUCAGGAUGCCAUCUGCACCGGAACCAUCGGGGAAGGAAAAGGAGGGCAAAGAUAAGGCAAAGACACUGACGCCUCCUGCAGAGGUCAAGACACCUGACAGGCCUCCUGGAUAUAUCGAAAUGAAGCCAUUCCAGAGACUGCCUAAGGAAAUUCUUCACAACCACUGUCAGAAACACAAGAUGCCGAAGCCGCAGUACGAACAGCGCCGGGCUCCAAAAGGUUUUUUUAAGACCGAGUGUAUCCUUAGCAACCCUAAAGACAGCUCAAAAACCAUGAGAUUUCUGACGAAUGAGGAGUUUCCUUUCAAGAGUCACAGUGAGAACUUCAGCGCCUUGCUGGCUCUUUUUCAUUUGGAACCCUCGAGACCUUACGAGAAGCUCUUCCCCUCCCCUUUCAGAGAGGCCUGGUUGUCUCUCUCAGGGGAGUUGCCCCAGCAGCAGCAACAGGAACCAGCAGUAGCAACAGUAGGGGGGUCCAAGAAACCAAGCGCAAAAGCCAGGCAGGCAAAAGGAACAGCUAAUGCGCAGCCUGUCGCAAAAAUAACAGCAGCAAGAGCAAUCGGGGCAGCUGCUGAAGCUACAGCUGAGAGUGGCAACAACAAUGGAGCAGCGACAGGAGCAGCACAGGCAACAGCAGCAGACGGACUUGCGGGUGGACCGGAAGCGGGGUCUCCGGUGGCUUCCGUGCAGAAUGAAGGAGGCGCAACCAGGGGUCCCCGUAGCGGGCCUGAAGGACCUGUUACUGCCAGUGAAGCAUCGCCUGUUGGAGGGAGCGUGGGCACCACGGGGGCCCUCAACUGUAUCCAGAUAACUAGCGCUCACCGGUACGCGUCUGAGUUUGAGCGGCAGCAAGCUGCUGAGACGAAGAGACUUGAAAGGGUAAAGCGGGAAAAAGAGAAGGAAAUGCAAAGGCUGGAGGAAGAGGCUCAAAUGCCCACUGUUUUCAUGGCUGAACUUGUCCGCAGAAAAACUGCGCAAAUUCUCCGAGAGUUGUUGCCGCACGUCGCUGCAACGCGUUGUGAACCCGCCGCUGUUGCUUCAGCAGCCGCAGCAGUGGCUGCUGCUGUUUCAGCUUCUGCUUCGUCGAAAUCAGGAGCUGUUUCUGCAAGAAAAGCGAACGAGGAUAGCUUCCUCCUCCCGCUUCAGUGGACGGACACAAAGUGGACCGCCGCUGUCACCUGGGCGCUAAGGAGACAACUGAACCCUCAGAGGGCUUUGGGGAGCCUCAGGACGAAGCUUUUAAAAGAGCUCACUGAGCACCUGCAGUUUGAGAAGAAUUCUGCUGUAAUUGCAGUUGAAGCUGCUUUGGCGGUCUUGUUAAGUGGCCCGCCUCAACAACCUCAGCAGCAACAGGAGCAAACGGAAUCAAGUGCUAUGCAGCAGCUGCUUGAGAGUUGCGAAGACUUCAUUGCGCUCAACACGACUGAUGAGUCAUUGCUGCCUCCGCAUUUCUCCCCCGCUGGAAAGCAAAUCGAAAUCCGCUGCCAGACGGCCAGUUCUCAAGGACAAGAGAAGGACCAACAAGAACAGCAGCAGAAACAGCAGCUAGAUGACAAAAAAGAGAAAGCAGCGAUGCAAGCAGCGAAAGAAAGAUUAGCGGCCGCUCUCAAGAAGUAUACGGAAGCAGACUCCGAGGAACCCUUACGAGGCACACUGUCCCACCUAGAGGGGGCAUUGAACUCUCUUUGUUGCAGCACUGGGCUGCAUGCUAUUGCUGCUGGGGUGUUAGAGGGGCAAUUGAAACAACAGCAACAGCAGCAGAAACAGCAGGGGCCUCAGCAGGCAGCGGCAGGGCCGGCGGCAGUGCUGUCCGAUGCAUUUGCUGCCGUUGCAGCAGCUGCAGCAGCUGUUGUGGGCUCAUCAGAAGAGAGCAAUAGGAGAGAGCUGCUUCAGCGCUUGGGAGCCUCCCAACUUCUAGCCGAUGUCGCAGUGCUGCCAAUAACAGAUGCCGUAAGUUUUAUGCUAAGACCAUAA